GCACAUAGUUGUCUAGUGGUUGGCAGGAGUACCGAGCAGUCAUGUCUCCGAUUUUCGUCUGUUUUUUCGGGUUGGCCGUUUCGGCCGUUUGGUCCGCAUAUACGUACGACAUCGAAGACGCUGAAUACCACUUCGAAGAAUUCAUUGAAAAGUUCGGAAAGGAAUACGAAAAUGAAAAUGAGAAACAAUACAGAUUCAAAAUUUUCGUUGAAAAUUUGAAGAAAGUUAACGAACUGAACAAAGAAUGCGAUCAUGGUGUCCAUGGUAUAACACAAUUCAUGGACUUGGGUGUGGAAGAGUUUACCGCAGCAUAUACAGGUGUUCGUCUGGACUUUGAAUCUGGCUGCGAUUAUGCACCUGAUGAUUACAUUCAGGGUAAUGAUGCGCCGGAGUCGUUCGACUGGCGUGAUCAUGGAGUAGUAUCAUCAGUUAAGGACCAGGCUGCUUGUGGCAGUUGCUAUGCAUUCAGUGCAGUUGGUAAUAUUGAAGGUCAGUACGCCAUGAAAUAUAAAGAAGUCGUCGACUUGUCUCCGCAACAAAUUGUAGACUGCGACUAUGAAAACAGCGGGUGCGAUGGAGGAUUAAUGAGCUAUGCCUUUCGGACUAUAAAGAAAGUAGGAGGUAUCGAAACUGAAGCCGACUAUCCAUACCAACAAAGCGAAUCGGAUUCUUGUCAGUUUGAUGUCAGUAAAGUUAAGGCAAAAUUGUCAGAUUGUGUUGCUUUCAACUUGACCUCUCAAGAGCAGCUGAAGCAACUGUUGUACAAAACUGGACCCAUCGCUAUCGCUAUCCAAGCCACGGGUUUGCAAACUUACACUGGUGGAAUCUUCCAUGAUGAAGAUUGUGACAAAGGUUACAUCAACCAUGGAGUCCUACUUGUGGGUUAUGGCGUAGAGAAAGAUCAACCUUUUUGGAUCGUCAAGAAUUCUUGGGGCGACAAGUGGGGUGAAAAGGGUUAUUUCAGAGUGGUCAGAGGUGACAACUUGAACUCUUGCAAGAUGCUGAACGAUGCGAUGUGUUCUGCUAUCGUCGCGUAAUGCUAACCAGAAAUGAUUUGUAUGUUUUAACAUAAUUAUUAUCAUAUUCACUUAUAAUACUUAUAAAUAAAAGAUAUUGCAAUUA
Spodoptera frugiperda (fall armyworm) is the source of this 1122-nucleotide messenger RNA. Its product is annotated as procathepsin L-like. The coding region runs from base 42 to 1037 and encodes 331 amino acids. Gene Ontology annotation, cellular component: lysosome. The record is from RefSeq and is a predicted model, not a curated record. The transcript is spliced from 6 exons. Lineage: Eukaryota; Metazoa; Arthropoda; Insecta; Lepidoptera; Noctuidae. Gene Ontology annotation, molecular function: cysteine-type endopeptidase activity.